GGCCGCAGCAGAGAGCCGGGGCUGAGGGGCACAGCGCUGCUCGGCCGGCGGAGCGGCGCCAUGCGGCGGUGUCGGGGCGCGGGGCUGGCGGCGCUGGCCGCGCUGCUGCUCGUGGCUUCAGGCAGAGCCCGGGUGCAUCAGGAGCCAUUCCUGGAGACCAUCGAGGGCACCGGCAUCGCAAUCAACUGCUCACACCCAAGCAUACAGAUACUGGAAUUAACGUAUUUCUAUCGUCAGUUCCCGGGCCAAAGCCCCGAAUUGCUCACAUACGCUGGUGGAAAGUCCAAGGAUUCCAAGGAUGUUCCGGCCAUUGCAGGAAAGCUGUGGGUGUCGGGAGAUCGGCGCUGGAGCGCGCUGUGGCUCGGGCGGCCCCGGCGCGGGGACGCGGCCGUGUAUUACUGCGCUAAAUAUCUCAGAUCUGGCUUAAAAGUGACCUUUGGAAGUGGGACAGAGCUGAGAGUGAAACCAGAAGUUACUCCAUCUCCCUCAGUCUACAGGCUGACCUCUAAAGAUGACCAGAAUCUGGAAAUGUGCCUUAUCACAGAUUACUCCCCUGAAAAGCUCGCUCUUAACUCAGCUGAGCAGCACACAUCUGCUGUCGUGGAGGUGGAAAGUGCAGAGAGCAGCAAGGAAUCCAGCUACCUGUCCACCUACUGGGCCAAGAGGGAUGAGCUGCACUGCGGUGCCAGGCACGAGGGCUUUGGAGAGCUGGAGGGCGAGGACCCUGAGAGUGGUGCCAGUGCUGUCUGUGUCACAGGGCUGUCCCCACACUUCAGGACAGAUGAACGCUUGAACACACUGUCUUUAUCACAGCUGGGCCUCAAAAUAGUUUUAAUGAAAGCAGUACUUUUUAAUGUGCUGAUGACGAUGCUUAUGUGGAAGAAGAAAAAGGACUGAAAGAAGUGGUGCAGUCCUGAAGUACCAAAACCAUCAGAGAGCAUCGUGAGAUAUUCCUUGUGCAGGGGACGCCAUUGCUGUUCUUAUAAACCACACCAGCCAUUAUAUUCUAAAUUGUUUUAUUUGCAUUGCUUUAAAACUACUCAAAAGGAAACAUUUCCAGCAUUUUGCCCUCCUGGGUCAUUCACCAUACAGAGCCUCUUCUGCAUGAAGCAGACUUUGCUAUAAUCACACACUGCCAAGCAUCACUGUUACUUACAUUAAAAUGAUGACUUCUGCCUGCAGCAAUGCAGUUUGUUAAAAACUGCAAACUAAAUAUCACCUGAAUGGGAUUUUUUCCCAUUUUGGUAGCUUUAAGGUAUUCAUGUCUCUUAAAAACCUUUUCAGGUGCAAAUGAAACACUUUGAAAAGCAAAGGGAGACUGACUCAGGAUACACUGUCCUGCCAGGCUUUUCUAGAUCAAAGCAAAAUAUCCCUUUUUUUCCCCUAAAGGAAGAGCUGCAGGUCUCCCAGAAGUCCCAAAUUCAGUGAAAUUAUCACUUCAA
This is a messenger RNA of Ficedula albicollis (Collared flycatcher), 1442 nucleotides long. RefSeq lists its product as uncharacterized. The record is from RefSeq and is a predicted model, not a curated record. Lineage: Eukaryota; Metazoa; Chordata; Aves; Passeriformes; Muscicapidae. Gene Ontology annotation, biological process: response to bacterium. The transcript is spliced from 9 exons. Bases 61 to 897 code for a protein of 278 amino acids.